AUGCCACCGCGGCCGUCCCUCCAGUCGCUGCUCCUCAUGGCCGCCUCCACCUCCACCUCCGCGGGCGCCGGGGGCUCGGGCCUCCUCCUCGCCGCGCGCCGCCGCUUCCCCGCCGCCUUCGCCACCGCGGGCGGCCAGCGCAUCCGCCUGCUCCACUCCUUCUCCUCCCGGACCCGCCUCCCCCGGCGGGCCGAGCUCGCCUGCUGCUUCGGGACCGCCCCCGCCGAGGCCGUGCCCGCCGCCGCCCCCGCGACCCCGCGCUCCAGGAAUGUUCGUUCGAUGGAGGAGAGAAGGGCCUGUGAAGAACGACUAGGGCAGGUAGUUGAGAAGAUGAAAAAGGAAGGGAUAGAUAUGAGCCAAUGGAGGCUUGGCACUUUUCAACGGACGAUUUGCCCACAGUGCGAAGGGGGCUCAACCGAGGAACGAAGCCUCAGCGUCUUCAUCCGGGAAGAUGGUACACAUGGAAACUGGACUUGUUUUAGAGCAAAUUGUGGAUGGAAAGGCUAUACCCAGCCUGAUGGAGUUUCGAAGGCGUACCAAGCAAAGAAGGACCCGGGAAAUGAAAAUGAAAGUGACCAGGAAGUCAAAGCAAAUCAGCCAGUCAAGGUUAUCAGAAAACUUCGUGAAGAGGACCUGCGUCUCGAACCUCUUUGUGAUGAGCUUGUGACAUACUUUUCAGAAAGAAUGAUAUCGGCAAAAACACUUCGAAGGAACAACGUAUCGCAACGUAAAAGGAAUAACAAGAUUGUUAUUGCUUUUACAUAUAGACGUGAUAAAGUCCUUGUUGGCUGCAAAUACAGGGAAGUCUCUAAGAAAUUUUCACAGGAGGCGAACACAGAGAAAAUUUUGUAUGGUCUGGAUGAUAUAAAGCAAGCACGCGAUAUUAUCAUUGUUGAGGGUGAAAUUGAUAAACUUUCCAUGGAGGAGGCUGGCUAUCGUAAUUGUGUGAGUGUGCCAGAUGGUGCACCAGCGCAAGUAUCAAACAAACUCCCGGAUAAAGAUCAUGAUAAGAAGUAUUCAUAUCUGUGGAACUGCAAAGAGUAUCUUGAUCCGGCAUCUAGGAUAAUACUGGCAACGGAUGCUGAUCCUCCAGGGCAGGCUCUUGCUGAGGAACUUGCUCGACGUCUUGGUAAAGAAAGGUGUUGGAGGGUCAAAUGGCCAAAGAAGAAUGAGACGGAAUUUUGCAAAGAUGCUAACGAGGUACUUAUGUUCUUAGGACCACAAGCAUUGAAAGAGGUUAUAGAAGGUGCCGAACUGUAUCCUAUAAGAGGUCUAUUCAACUUCAAAGAUUUCUUCCCUGAGAUCGACAGUUAUUAUCUAGGAAUUCAUGGGGAUGAGCUUGGAAUUCCUACUGGUUGGAAAUGUAUGGAUGGGCUCUACAAGGUUGUUCCUGGGGAAUUGACCAUAGUAACAGGAGUACCAAAUUCCGGCAAAAGUGAGUGGAUCGAUGCAUUACUGUGUAAUAUAAACAAUCAGGUUGGGUGGAAAUUUGUACUAUGCUCGAUGGAAAACAAGGUCAGAGACCAUGCCCGGAAACUAUUGGAGAAGCACAUUAAGAAACCUUUCUUUGAUGCCAGAUAUGGGGGUUCUGUGGAACGGAUGAAUCAAGAUGAAUUUGAAGAAGGCAAAGAAUGGUUGAAUGAGUCAUUCCAUCUGAUUAGGUGUGAAGAUGAUUGCCUUCCAUCCAUCGAUUGGGUUCUCAAUCUUGCUAAAGCUGCAGUUCUAAGACAUGGAGUACGUGGUCUUGUGAUUGAUCCUUAUAAUGAGCUUGACCAUCAGCGCCCCCCAAAUCAAACCGAGACAGAAUAUGUCAGCCAGAUCCUUACGAAGAUUAAGCGCUUUGCUCAACAUCAUUCAUGUCACGUAUGGUUUGUUGCGCACCCUAGGCAGCUUCACAACUGGACCGGCGCACCGCCUAAUAUGUACGACAUCAGUGGAAGUGCGCAUUUCAUAAACAAAUGUGAUAAUGGUAUCGUCAUACACCGGAACAGGGAUCCAGAUGCUGGCCCUGUGGAUGUCGUGCAGGUCUGUAUGAAGAAGGUUCGGAACAAAGUGAUUGGGCAAAUAGGGGAUGCUUUCUUGACCUAUGACCGGGUUACUGGUGAAUACAAGGAAGCCGACGAGGCCAUUGUAGCAAAGGUGGUGAAGCAGCAGAUUCGUCAGAAAUCGACGACAAGUUACCAACGCUGA
Messenger RNA from Triticum turgidum subsp. durum (durum wheat), 2190 nucleotides. NCBI's taxonomy places the organism in Eukaryota, Viridiplantae, Streptophyta, Magnoliopsida, Poales, Poaceae. The record is from the annotation of a GenBank genome assembly.